Molecule: messenger RNA, 1644 nt
Organism: Salvelinus sp. IW2-2015
Lineage: Eukaryota; Metazoa; Chordata; Actinopteri; Salmoniformes; Salmonidae
Product: tetraspanin-15-like
Cellular component (GO): plasma membrane
Source: RefSeq, a predicted model, not a curated record
UCGCAUUGUCCUAAUUGGGGCUUCUGUCUAUCAGUCAAAAAAAUAUUUACUGCUGGCAGGUGGUGCUUUAACAGAGUUCCAGGUGUGUGGGACGAGAAACAGGAAGUUCAUCAUUCGGAAUCGAAAGAGGGAUCAAACAUGUCCAAUGAUGUCAGAUAUUGUGAGAAGUUCUCCUACGUCUUCCUAAAGUUCGCCCUCAUUGUAUAUUCCACUAUCUUCUGGCUGGUUGGGGGGUUCGUCCUAGCCAUCGGUAUCUAUGCGGAGGUGGAGCGGCAGCGCUAUAAAACCCUGCAGGGGGUGUUCCUGGCCCCCGCCAUCAUCCUCAUCGUCCUGGGGGUGGUGAUGUUCAUUGUCUCCUUCAUCGGUGUGUUAGCCUCCCUCAGGGACAACCUGCUGCUCCUCAAAGUGUUUCUCUACACCUUGACAGUCUGUCUUAUUCUGGAGCUCCUCGGUGGCAUCCUGGCUCUGGUUUUCAGGCAUCAGACAGUGGAUCUCUUAAACAAAAACAUUCGCAAAGGAAUGGUGAAUUACUACGAUGAUCUGGAUUUCAAGAACAUCAUGGACUUUGUUCAGAGAAAGUUCAAAUGUUGUGGAGGGCAGGAGUACAAAGACUGGGAAGUGAACAUGUACCAUAACUGUACAGCUCCUGGACCGCUGGCUUGUGGAGUGCCUUACACCUGCUGCCUCGGAAACAAGCCUAAUGAAGUUGCCAACACACUAUGUGGAUUUAAGGUCCUUCAAAAUGAGAGGCUGGCCUUGCAGGAAGUCAUCUACAUCAGAGGUUGUACUGAUGCUGUCUUCAUCUGGCUCAUGGAUAACUAUAAGAUKAUGGCUGGCUUGCUGCUUGGCAUCUUAUUCCCCCAGUUCUUGGGCGUGAUCAUUAGCUGGCUCUACAUCACACGAGUAGAGGAUGCCAUUGCUGAGUAUGGUAACUACCAGGAUGGACUGCUGGACGCAGGAGACAGUGAUGGCUUCAGGGAACCCAAGAAGCAAGGCAGAAUGGCCAAAUGUUGCAGGUGCAUGCCAGAGAURGACUGAGCGUGCCUCAUGUUAUCUAAUUAGCCUAAAACACUGCUGUGCCUGCCUCAGCCUUCCAACACACUGGAGCUAUCAGCUCCAGUUUUACAACCACUGUUCAGAGACCUUUUAGUGUGUGUUUUUGGUUCUAUUCAGGGAUUGUUUUUUUUUCAGGGGUUCAUUUAUUAAGGUUUUAUUAGGAUGGAAGGGUAUACAUACCAGUGUGUGCCUGUAAAAAAAUACAUCGCUUUUUAUUAUUAUAUUUUUUUCCUCCUCCUGAAGUGUCGAUUUUAUAUAUAGAUUUACAGCAAAAACAUUUAACAUUUUCUGUCAUACUAAAUACAAAUAUGUAGCUCACUAGCCAGCCCCUCAUAGGAAUUCCAGUAUUUCAAUCAUUAUUACCUCAGACUCCUGUAUUGAUGCCAAUCAAUUAAAUYGGACAUUUUUAGCUGUUCAAAGAGAUAUUUUCUAUGGUGAAUUUUAUGGAGGGUACCUACCUUGAUUUUCAUAAUCAUUGGAGAUGUCAUGGGUUCAACACAUUAAAGGAUUAGUUCGGGAUUUUGGCAAUGAGGCCCUCCAUCUACUUCCCCAGAGUCCGAUUAACUCGUGGAUACCAUUUGUAUGUAC